Molecule: messenger RNA, 1326 nt
Organism: Cornus florida
Lineage: Eukaryota; Viridiplantae; Streptophyta; Magnoliopsida; Cornales; Cornaceae
Product: UPF0481 protein At3g47200-like
Exons: 1
Coding region: 1-1326 (441 amino acids)
Source: RefSeq, a predicted model, not a curated record
AUGGAAGACUCGCGUGAAUUUCAGAUGAAACGUAUUGAAUCUGAGCUUGGUAUAGAAAGAGACUGCAGAGACACGCCAACGAAGUGUAAAAUACAUAGGGUUCCAAGCAAACUACGAAAAAUCAAAGAGGAUGCAUAUAGCCCGUGUAUGGUUUCAAUUGGACCUUUGCACUCUACAAAUGCAGAUCUCCAAAAAAUGCAAGAGUACAAGCGCCACUAUGUGGUGUACCUUCUCAAUCGAACACCACAACCGGAGAAGACAUGGAACGAUGCAAAAGAAGCUUUCCAUCAUUUGGAAACGACGUAUUUUGAAUGCUAUGGAUCUGGUACAAAUGAGAAUUUGUUUUUGCAGGAUGGAAGUUUUCUAAUCGAUUGUUGCUUCAUACUUGAAUUUUUCAUCAGGAGCUCGGUAAAUGAUUUUAAUUACUAUGAUCAUAUGAAUGUCAAUAAUCCUUUCAUGGCUUCAGCAGUAGCACGAGAUCUGCUAUUAUUCGAGAAUCAGAUUCCCUUCGCCGCUCUCCGGGCUUUGCUUGACACUAUAGAAAACUCCAUGGGAGAACGCUUUCCAAACUUUUCGCUCACUGAGAGUGUUUAUUGUUUCUUCACGUCCUCUCUGCGUUUGUACAAGAAGCCGAAGCCCAUCAAAAAUUGCCGUCAUUUACUCGAAAUCUUUUACUAUAACAGCCUGUCGAGUGUUUCCGUUAUACGGUGGGUAAAUGGUGAUGGUUCUUUUGGAUUCAAACAUUGUGCAACGGAGCUUGUGGAGGCUGGAAUUGAGAUUCAAAAUGACAUGACAAGCGGUUUUCUGGACAUAACAUUCGAUGGAGGAGUGAUUAAAUUUUCAGAGUUUCGAAUACGUGACGAAACAAUGGUAUCAGUGUUCUUGAACUUGAUUGCUUACGAACAAUGCGGCAGUACUCAUGGUGUCUGCCAGCAAAUUUCAUCGUACGCAAUGCUCAUGAACAGCCUCAUCCGCUCCCCAAAAGACAUCGAUUUACUAUGUCAGAAAGGCAUCAUAAUUGCUUCGCGUAUUGACAAUGACGUAACAGAUUUCUUCGAUAGCAUCUGCAGUAAAAUUGUUCUGAGUCGCUUCUAUUACCCUAGACUGUGCGAGCAAGUGAAUGCCUACCGCGACUCCGCAGAGUGGAACAGACACAAGCUUAAAACGUCUUUGCUUGCUCGGUGGAGCAGAUAUAAGGCCGCGUUAAGAAACGAUUAUUUCUCGAAUCCAUGGCGAAUCAUAUCAUUCGUUGCUGCUUUCAUUCUUCUAGUUCUCACCCUCUUGCAAACUAUUUAUGCUACACUCUCUUAUAAUUGUUCCCCUUAA